Meloidogyne enterolobii is the source of this 3603-nucleotide messenger RNA. The record is from the annotation of a GenBank genome assembly. Lineage: Eukaryota; Metazoa; Nematoda; Chromadorea; Rhabditida; Meloidogynidae.
AUGGGGGCAGAAUUGGCUGCUGGUGAACAUCAAAAUUUAAAUGAUGCUGACUUUACCUGUUCUUUAUUUCGAUUUUUACAAUUAACAUGUGAAGGCCAUAAUUUAGAUUUUCAAAAUUAUUUGAGAACUCAGUCUGGACACACUACAAGUGUUAAUUUAAUUAAUUCUACAGUUGAUUAUUUACUUAGACUUCAAGAAUCUGUUAUGGACUUUUAUUGGCACUAUAGUUCUAAAGAAGUAAUUGAUGAAGGAGGAAAAGAAUAUUUUCUUAGAGCCAUUCAAGUAUGCAGUCAGGUAUUUAAUACACUCACCGAAAGUAUUCAAGGUCCCUGUGUUGGUAAUCAAAUGACUUUAGCUAAUUCUCGACUUUGGGAUGCCAUAAAUGGAUUCUUCUUUCUAUUUGCUCAUAUGAUGGAAAAAUUAUACAAAAAUAGUACACAAUUAGAAUUGUUGAGAGAAUUUCUGAAUUUACAAAAAGAUAUGAUUGUUUUGAUGCUUUCAAUGCUUGAAGGGAAUGUACUUAAUGGGCCAAUUGGAAAGCAAAUGGUUGAUGCUUUAGUUGAAAGCCAACAAUGCAUUGAAAUGAUUAUCAAAUUUUCUGAUAUGUUUCUCAAAUUAAAAGACUUAACAACAUCACAAGCUUUUCAAGAUUUUGAUACUAAUCAUGAUGGAUGGAUCUCACCAAAAGAAUUUCAGAGAGCAAUGGAGGCUCAGAAAAUGUAUUCGAUUGAGGAAAUUACUUAUUUAAUGAUGUGCACUGAUGUAAAUAAUGAUGGAAAAGUUGAUUAUAUGGAGUUUACUGAAAGAUUUCACAAUCCUGCCAGAGAUAUUGGGUUUAAUCUUGCUGUUCUCCUUACCAAUUUAAAAGAACAUAUAACAAAUGAUCCUCGACUUGAAAAAAUUGUCGAAAAGGCAGCCUCUCUCCUCGAAUAUUUUGAUCCAUUCCUUGGCCGUAUAGAAAUUAUGGGAUCUGCCAAACGAGUGGAAAAAAUUUAUUUUGAAAUACAAGAAAGUUGGCUUGAACAAUGGGGAAAGCAACAGAUUCGUGACUCUAAAAAUGCUUUUCUCUUUAAUGUUCUUCAGGAUGAUGGCGGUGAUCAGGGGAAAUUAGAAGCGUUUAUUAAUUUUUGUGAAGAUACCAUUUUUGAGAUGCAACAUGCCGCUGAGAUUAGUUCUUCUGAAGGAACUGACUCAAAAUUAGAACGGGCUAUGCGGCAACGCGACUAUUUUCUCCAACAAACAACUGCUGGUGAACAUAUAUCCAAUACAUUAAGAGCUGGAUAUAAAUGUGGAUUAUCUGCUUUUACUUUUUUAAAACCUGAGUUUGUAUUUGAUUUUAAUUUUCUUAUUCAAUUUUAUUUUAGAAAUAUUCAAAAAGAAUUGAAAAAGGCAGCAAAGAAAUUUAGGUCAAUGACGUGGGGACAAGUCUUCAAAUCUUUGGUUCGCCUCGGCUUCUCCCUUACCCGUUCCUUAGUUAUGUUUAUUAUUUUUUUGCUUAUGACUGUUUUUCGAUUUGUUGUUAACCUAAUGAGCGAUCAUGAAGAUAUACCCCCCGGCCAUGAGGAUGCUGAAAAAUUGGAGGCAUCAACACACGCCGGCAAAUUUGGCGCUCAUCUUCAUCCGACAACUGCUCCAUCAACUCCAACCUUAUUAAGGGACUAUACUAAAACUUCAACCUUGCAUGAUGUUGAUGCUUUCGGCAUUCAUAUACACCAUACAGACAGUCGGGGUCACAGUCCUGCUACGGCAGCUCAAAGCCGUCAAGGUUCUCCACAAAAACAACCUCCACCUAAUGGACCUUCAACAAUUGGAAGGCAUCAAAAACCAGCAGAUGAAGAAAACAAAAAACAAUAUUCUGAAGAACCUGCCGAUAAAAGAAAAACAAGUACUGGAAGCCAAAAAGUGAGAAUUUCCCCUUCAAGUAAUGAAAAUGAAGGAAGAAAUGGAAAUCGACCAUCAUUGGAUAGCACUAUACCUCAAAUGCAUAGACCUAGUAUUUAUGAUUUCCAAUCAUUAUUUGGUGGUGGGGGUUCUGCUUAUUUUACUGAACUUCAACAGCAACAACAACAAUUAUUGGCACAACAACAACAUCAACAACAAUUGGCAUUUUACGAGCCUAAAAUAGCUGAACAAUUUAAUUCUCGUCGUUCACGUUCUUCUCUUUUAAAUAUUUUGGCAAGAAAUUAUAAAACUGUUGAAAAGAUUACUCUUUGUUUGGCAUUCUUUAUUAAUGUUAUUUUACUUUUCCAUCGAGUUGAUAUUGUCAGUAGUAAUGAAAAGAAGGAUAACAUUGCACAAAUUGAAGCAUUACACAAAGGAAAGGGAGAAGAUGAUGAUAAUGAUGAAGAUGAAGAAGGAAAUGUUUUGGAAACUAUUUAUAUUACUGGAAUGACUCUUCCUUAUAUUAGCUACGAGAUUACUGGUUGGAUUCUAUCGCAGUUUCUUUAUUGGUUAAGUGUUUUGCAUGCAAUUGCUUCUGUAGCCCUUCUCGUUUCCUUCUAUCAACUUAAAAUUCCUUUAAUUACUUUUAAACGAGAAAAGGAAGUAGCUAGGAAAUUAAUGUUUGAUGGUUAUUGGAUUACUGAAGAUGAAUCUGGAAAUGAUGAAAGGGGAAUUAUUGAUACACUUUUUUGGUAUUUGGACAGAAUUGUAAUAAGUUCAAAAUCAUUUCCAAUGAAAUAUUGGGAUAAAUUUGUUAGAAGAAAAACAAAACAAAAAUAUAGAGAACAAGUAGAUGAAGAGACCUUAGAUUUGUUGUUAGGGACUGAAAGAAGUCCUGGCGACACAUCUUUUGAUUAUCGUUAUUCUUGUUGGCUCUGGACGGGUGUAAUUUUAACAAACAGACAAUUUCUUUAUCGUGUUUGUUAUUUACUUUGUUCUGUUCUCGGUGUUUUUAUUUCUCCAUUUUUCUACGCCUUUUUAUUAAUUGAUGUUGUUCUUUCAUUUCCUAUGCUCAAAGCAAUUCUUCAAUCUGUCACCCAUAAUUUACAACAAUUAAUUUUGACAAUUAUGAUGACUUUAGUUGUUGUUUAUUUAUAUACUGUUGUUGCUUUUAAUUUCUUUAGGAAAUUUUAUGAAGAAGAUGGUGGUGAACCUGAUAGAAAAUGUCAUUUUAUGCUUACCUGUUUUAUUUAUCAUUUUUAUGCUGGUGUUCGUGCUGGGGGUGGAAUUGGUGAUGAAUUAGAAUCUCCCUAUGGAGAUGAAUUAGAAUAUGCCAGAAUGCUUUAUGAUAUUUCUUUUUUCUUUUUUGUUAUUAUUAUUCUUUUGGCUAUUAUGCAAGGUCUCAUAAUUGACGCUUUCGGGGAACUUCGAGACCAGCAAGAAUCUGCUACAGAAAAAUUAGAAUCCUCUUGUUUUGUUUGUGAUAUUGGAAAGGAAACAUUUGAUCGAUUGCCUCGCGGUUUUGAUAAUCAUACCAAAAAAGAGCACAAUUUUGCUAAUUAUUUGUUUUUCCUCCAACAUUUGGUUAAUAAAGACGAAACUGAAUAUACGGGGCAAGAAACUUAUGUACGUGAAAAAUAUGAUAAUCGAGAUUGGGAGUUCUUCCCUGUUGGGGAGUGCUUUAUGAAACAAUAUGAGGAUCAGUUGAUUCAAUCUUCAUAG